Messenger RNA from Melanotaenia boesemani (Boeseman's rainbowfish), 2072 nucleotides. It is a transcript of the gene olfm3a, whose product is annotated as olfactomedin 3a. Lineage: Eukaryota; Metazoa; Chordata; Actinopteri; Atheriniformes; Melanotaeniidae. The record is from RefSeq and is a predicted model, not a curated record. The transcript has 6 exons. Gene Ontology annotation, biological process: signal transduction. The coding region runs from base 171 to 1544 and encodes 457 amino acids.
GAUGCCGCUGAGCUCGUGCUUGCUGCGCCGCCGUCUGAGCGCUCUCUCUGUGGUUCCACACACACAAAUAAAUAAAUAAAUAAAAACAAAAACAGAGCCACGGUGAGGCAGGAGCUUCAUGUUAACGGACUGAACCUGGGAGGAAAGUGGCCGCCCCGGAGCCCGACAGCAUGCGGGUCCUCUCGAGCGUUCUGUACCCCGUCCUUUCCCUCAUCAUCUUCGGAUUAUAUCCCUCCAUGACUAUCGGCCCUAAGGAAGGAUGGCAGGUGUACAGCUCAGCCCAGGAUGCUGACGGGCGCUGUAUCUGCACAGUGGUGGCACCAGAACAGAGCCUGUGCUCCAGAGAUGCAAAGAGCAGGCAGCUCCGCCAGCUACUAGAGAAGGUGCAGAACAUGUCUCAGUCUGUUGAGGUGCUGAACCUGCGGACUCAGAGGGAUUUUCAGUAUGUGAUGAAGAUGGAGAACCAGCUGAAGAGCCUGAGGACCAAGUUCAGGCAGAUUGAAGAUGACAGGAAAUCCAUCAUGGCCAAGAAUUUCCAGGAGCUUAAGGACAAGAUGGAAGAAGCACGGAAGGUGAUCCCUGUGAUGGAGCAGUACAAGAUGGAUGCUGCUGUUAUCUUCCAGUUCAAGGAGGAGAUCAGGAACUUGUCUGUGGUACUGACAGAUAUUCAGGAGGAGCUCGGGGCCUAUGACUACGAUGUGCUUUAUCAGCGAGUCCUGCGACUGGACAGCCGGCUCCGGAGCUGCAUGGGCAAACUGACAUGUGGGAAAUUAAUGAAAAUCACUGGACCUGUGACAAUAAAGACAUCUGGAACUCGCUUUGGGGCAUGGAUGACUGAUCCUCUAGCAACAACCAGAAACAACAGGGUUUGGUAUAUGGACAGCUACAUCAACAACAAGAUUGUCCGUGAGUACAAGACGAUGGAGGACUUUGUAGCAGGAGUGGUUUCUCGAACCUACAGCCUCCCGUUUAAAUGGGAGGGAACCAAUCACAUCGUCUACAACGGGUCACUUUACUACAACAAGUACCAGAGCAAUAUAAUUGUUAAGUACAGCUUUGAGACUGGAAGCGUGCUGGCCCAGAGAGCUUUGGAGUUCGCCGGCUUCCACAACAUGUAUCCGUAUACUUGGGGAGGAAACUCCGACAUCGACGUCAUGGCUGACGAACUGGGAAUGUGGGUUGUGUAUGCAACCAAUCAGAAUGCUGGAAAUGUGGUCAUCUCGCAGUUAGACCCGGACACCCUGCAGGUUCUGAAGACCUGGAACACGGAGUACUCGAAAAGGAACGCAGGUGAAUCCUUUAUGAUCUGUGGAACACUCUACAUCACUAACUCUCACAUGUCUGGGGCAAAGGUUUACUACGCUUACUCCACCAAGACUUCAACUUAUGAAUACGUAGACAUUCCCUUCCACAACCAGUACUUUCACAUCUCCAUGCUUGACUAUAACGCCAGAGAGAGAGCGUUGUACGCCUGGAAUAACGGCCAUCAGGUAAUCUUUAACGUCACCCUGUUUCAUGUCAUAAAAACUGAUGAUGACUCUUAAACAUGACACUUUUCCAACCACAAUUAAAGCACCAUCGUUUGUAAAACAAAGACCAACUGACUGAAUGUUUUCUCUUCUUGAAAAUGGAUUGCGGUAUCUUUGCUGGCCACAACUUGAACUCUUUUGAACUGUGACUCUGUAAACUGGAAUAGAGCAUGGACACCCGAUGACUUUACUAGAAAAGCUGUUUUGUACACUUUUUCAUUGCUGCUGAUCAGACUGGUUAUGCCUUAUUUGCUGUUGGCUUCGCUAGCCAACGACAUUUGACAGCUUUUGCAUGAAUGUCAACAUUUUUCUCAGCUGUGAUUGGCUGUUAUAACUGUUUUGUUGCAAAUCUGUCACUUGCUAAGUGUUUUCUUUCUUUCUUUUUGUUCUUGUUGUCUAUUUAAAAGUAUUUAAACUAUAAAAAGCAACCUUCAGCAUAUUUCCAGUGUAGCUGCUAUUCCUUUAAAGAUGGCCUGUAAUUUAUUGCUGUUAUGAAGUCUGUGAAAGAACAUUUGUAUUUUUUUUAUAAAAUGAAACCAUAAA